AUGCCCCAGAGGGGCUACCCAUCUCAAGAGGGGCUCUGGGCCCUGCCUUCGCUGCCCAUGGCCCACGUGCUGGAGCCUGAGGUCGACAGGCUGCUGGACCUCAGCUUCCUGACAGACGAGGAGCAGGAGGCCAUCGCCGAUGUCCUGAAGCGAGAUGCCCACCUGCGCCAGAUGGAGGAGGGCCGGGUCAGCAAGCUCCGGGCCUCAUUGGCAGAUCCUGGGCAGUUGAAGAUCCUGACAGGUGACUGGUUCCAGGAAGCACGGUCCCAACGGCACCACCAUGCCCACUUUGGCUCUGACCUCGUCCGUGCCUCCAUCCGCUGGAAGAAGAGCUCCAGGGGUGACCAGGCUCUGGGCAGCGAUGGGGAAGCUGAGAUUUCUGAGAAAGAGAAGGGAGAGGAGCUGGAGCCCAGGCUCCCUGUAGAUGAGGUCCCCCAAGAGAGGCUCAACGAGACUGAAGGGCCUGAUUUCCCCUCACCAUCUGCACCCCAAAAAGCUUCUGAUUAUGAGGUGGCGCCUCAGGCCCAGGAAGCCCCGCAUCUAGGGGGCGCGCAGGUCCACGCAGAGGAGGCGGAUCCCGAGCCGGAGAGGGCUUGUGGGCCAGAGGAGCCGCGGUACACGCCAGCCCAGGCCAAGGCGUCAUCCGAGACCUUGCAGAACGGGGAGGAGGUCCCGGGGCCUGGGCCCUCACUGGACCGCAUGCUCAGCAGCAGCUCCUCGGUGUCCAGCCUCAACUCCUCCACGCUGAGCGGCAGCCAGAUGAGCCUGACCGGGGAGGCAGAGGCGGGAGCCGUGCAGGUGCGCGGCUCCAUGCACUUCUCGCUGCGCUACGAGCCGGGCGCCGCCGAGCUGCGCGUGCACGUGAUCCAGUGCCAGGGCCUGGCUGCAGCCCGGCGCCGCCGCUCCGACCCCUACGUCAAAAGCUACCUCCUCCCGGAUAAGCAGAGCAAGCGCAAAACGGCGGUGAAGAAACGGAAUCUCAAUCCAGUCUUCAACGAGACUCUCCGGUACUCCAUCCCGCAGGCCGAGCUCCGGGGCCGCGUGCUGAGCCUGUCUGUGUGGCACCGCGAAAGCCUGGGUCGCAACAUCUUUCUGGGCGAAGUCGAAGUGCCCCUGGACACGUGGGACUGGGAUUCUGAGCCCACCUGGCUCCCCCUGCAGCCCCGGGUCUCGCCCUCCCCAGACGAGCUUCCCAGCCGCGGUCUACUUUCUCUGUCCCUCAAGUACGUCCCUGCCGGCUCCGAGGGCGCAGGACUGCCCCCGAGCGGAGAGCUGCACUUCUGGGUGAAGGAUGCCCAGGACCUCGUGCCACUUCGCUCAGGAUCCCUGGAUACUUACGUACAGUGCUCAGUGCUGCCUGAUGACAGCCGGGCCAGCCGCCAGCGGACAAGGGUGGUGCGCCGCAGCCUCAGCCCCGUGUUCAACCACACCAUGGUUUAUGAUGGCUUUGGGCCCGCUGACCUGCGCCAGGCCUGUGCUGAGCUCUCCCUCUGGGAUCAUGGGGCCCUGGCCAGCCGCCAACUGGGGGGCACACGCCUGAGCCUGGGCACCGGCAGCAGUUACGGGCUCCAGGUGCCCUGGAUGGAUUCUACUCCUGAAGAGAAGCAGCUGUGGCAGACACUUCUGGAGCGGCCAUGUGAGUGGGUAGAUGGCCUUCUGCCCCUCAGGACAAACCUGGCUCCCAGGGCAUAG
Molecule: messenger RNA, 1692 nt
Organism: Orycteropus afer afer
Lineage: Eukaryota; Metazoa; Chordata; Mammalia; Tubulidentata; Orycteropodidae
Gene: SYTL1
Product: synaptotagmin like 1
Exons: 14
Coding region: 1-1692 (563 amino acids)
Biological process (GO): intracellular protein transport; exocytosis
Cellular component (GO): plasma membrane; exocytic vesicle
Molecular function (GO): neurexin family protein binding; small GTPase binding
Source: RefSeq, a predicted model, not a curated record